Malania oleifera is the source of this 2003-nucleotide messenger RNA. Its product is annotated as laccase-11-like. Bases 68 to 1696 code for a protein of 542 amino acids. Gene Ontology annotation, cellular component: apoplast. The transcript is spliced from 6 exons. Lineage: Eukaryota; Viridiplantae; Streptophyta; Magnoliopsida; Santalales; Ximeniaceae. The record is from RefSeq and is a predicted model, not a curated record. Gene Ontology annotation, biological process: lignin catabolic process. Gene Ontology annotation, molecular function: hydroquinone:oxygen oxidoreductase activity; copper ion binding.
UUUCUUCUCUGGUCAUUUAUCCUUAUUCCUCUCCUUUGGGCUUCUCAUCAUCAUUAAUGGCUUCUUAAUGUCUCUGCCUGGAGCCGAAGCUGCCACAAAGAAAUACAAGUUUGAUAUUCAAGUGAAGAAUGUGAGCAGGUUGUGCCAUGCAAAACCCAUUGUGACUGUGAAUGGGAGGUUCCCAGGACCUACCGUUUAUGUUCGAGAAGGAGACAGAGUUCUUGUCAAUGUCACCAACCACGCAGAAUAUAACGUCUCCAUUCAUUGGCAUGGACUGAAGCAGUUUCGAAAUGGAUGGGCAGAUGGGCCGGCGUACAUAACCCAAUGUCCAAUCCAAACAGGGAACAGCUACACCUACGACUUCAACGUGACUGGGCAAAGAGGAACCUUGUGGUGGCAUGCCCACAUUCUUUGGCUCAGAGCCACCGUCCACGGCGCUAUUGUCAUCAUGCCACCACUCGGCUCCCAACACCCUUUCCCUCAUCCCCACCGAGAAUUUAAUCUUCUGUUUGGAGAAUGGUGGCAUAAAGAUGUGGAAAAGGUUGUGAAGGAAGGGAAUCACUUGGGGCUGCCCCCAAACAUGUCGGAUGCACACACCAUCAAUGGCAAGCCAGGCCCGCUCUUCCCAUGCUCUGAGAAACAUACAUUUGCAAUGGAGGUCGAAGCAGGGAAGACGUACCUCCUGCGAAUAAUCAACGCCGCCUUGAACGACGAGCUCUUCUUCGCCGUGGCCGGCCACAACAUGACGGUAGUCGAGGUGGACGCUGUGUACACGAAACCCUUCACCACCCACGCCCUCCUCAUCGCCCCCGGCCAGACCACCAACGUCCUCCUCCACACCAACCAACCCCCCGCCCGCUACUUCAUGGCCACACGCCCCUUCAUCGACGUCCCCCUCGCCAUCGACAACAAAACCGCCACCGCCAUCCUCCAAUACGCCGGCGUCCCCUCCACCCUCCUCCCCGCCCUCCCGCUCCUCCCACUCUCAAACGACACCGCUUUCGCCCUCUCCUACAACAAGAUGCUCCGCAGCCUCAACUCCCCCCAGUUCCCCGCCGUCGUUCCCCAGGCCGUCGACCGGAAGCUCUUCUACACAAUCGGGUUGGGCGAGAACCCGUGCCCGACGUGCACGAACGGGACCCGAAUCGCGGCUUCUCUGAACAACAUCUCCUUUGUGAUGCCUCGGGUGGGGCUUCUUCAGGCCCACUACUUCAACAUGAGCGGGGUGUUCAGCACCGACUUUCCGGACCGGCCGCCGAAGGCGUUCAACUACACCGGAGCGCCGUUGACGGCGAAUCUGAAGACAUCCCAGGGUACCAGACUGAGCAGGUUGGCGUUCAAUUCGACGGUGGAGCUGGUGCUGCAGGAUACGAAUCUAUUAACAGUUGAGUCGCACCCGUUUCAUCUUCACGGGUAUAACUUCUUUGUUGUGGGGACCGGGAUUGGGAAUUUUGACCCGAGGAAAGACCCGUCUAAGUUUAACUUGGUGGAUCCUCCAGAAAGGAAUACGGUCGGAGUUCCCACCGGUGGGUGGACUGCUAUUCGGUUCAGGGCUGAUAAUCCAGGUGUUUGGUUCAUGCACUGUCAUUUGGAGUUGCAUACAAGCUGGGGUUUAAAAAUGGCGUUUGUGGUAGAAGAUGGAAAAGGAGCAGGCCAGUCCAUUCUGCCUCCCCCAAAGGAUCUUCCACCAUGCUAGCUGGCUAGCUGCAUGCUGUGAUUAUUUUAGACUCUCAGAAAAUGAAAGAAAAGAGUAUUUGUGUGCACAUUACUAACAUCUAAUCAUUUCAAAGUACGGUUUAUAUAUAUAUAUAUAUAUAUAUAUAUAUAUAUAUAUAUAUGCUUCCCUGCAAGAAUUGCAGGUGGGUUUCUCACUACUCUUGGAUAAAAUUUGGAUCCGAUGAGAAUUGUAAAAAUUUGUUUGUAUUUGAUUGAGAAUAUCGAAGUGUAAUAAUGAAACUCCAAUGAAAACAUGUACAGUGUUAUUAUUGUUCACUGUUAAUUUU